Molecule: messenger RNA, 1897 nt
Organism: Cotesia glomerata
Lineage: Eukaryota; Metazoa; Arthropoda; Insecta; Hymenoptera; Braconidae
Exons: 10
Coding region: 261-1808 (515 amino acids)
Cellular component (GO): membrane
Source: RefSeq, a predicted model, not a curated record
CUCACUUCUUGUAUUUUUUCUCUCUCCCUAAUGCACACGCUUCAGGUUUUAGGAAACUCGAACAUUCCUGAUAAGAUUAACGACGCAACGAGCAAUCGUUGAAGUAAUCCACAAGCCAACGUUACACGUUAGCAAGAAGUUAGACGGGACAGUUGUCCGGUAAAAGUAGCUUAUCAGAAUUAAAUGCCUUAGUGCUGUCAACAAAUUGUGGUGAAUUCAGUUAACAACAUUAAUAUUGGUUUAAUAAACUAAUCGUCAAGAUGGUAACAGAUCUUAAACUUCCUCUUGGGUCACAAUGCAUCAAAUACCUGUUGUUUAUAUUCAAUUUUCUUUUUGUUAUAAGUGGAAUAAUUCUUUUAUCAGUAGGAGCGACAAUCCGUACUGUUUACAGUAAUUACAAUCACUUCUUGGAUGAUAAAUUUUUCUCUGUACCAUCGCUUUUAAUCGUCAUCGGAAGUAUUAUUUUCUUCAUUGCAUUUUUCGGGUGCUGUGGAGCUGUAAGAGAGAAUUAUUGUAUGAUUGUUACGUUUUCAGCGCUGAUGGUACUUGUCUUCAUUCUGGAGCUAUCUGGUGGAAUUUCCGGCUAUGUUCUCCGGAAUAACGCAGCUCAGAUGAUUGAAGUCAAAAUGAAAGAUAAUAUGGAAAAAUAUAAGAACAAUGAGACUGAAAUCAAACAGAUUUGGGAUAACAUGCAGAGUAGCUUUAAGUGCUGCGGCGCUAAAGGACCGGAUGACUGGCUAGAACACAAUGGAACCUUGCCAAUAAGUUGCUGUCCAAUUCCUGCUGGACAAAUGGACCAAUUUAAUUGCAAUAAUCAGACGAAAGAUGUUUACCGCACUGGAUGUGUGAAUAAAUUUGGUUCUUAUGUCAAAGACCAUGCGAUUCAACUCGGCGGAGCUGGCUUGGGUAUCGCGUUUGUUCAGAAAUCAACCAGACAAAUAAAAAUAAUAAAAAUGGCAGCAACUCACUUGGAUAUUGGUUUACGAUGUAUCAAAUACCUACUUUGUGCUGUUAACUCUCUCUUUGUGCUUACAGGUGUGAUGAUAAUUUCCGUGGGUAUGACGAUAUACACAGUCUAUGAUGAUUUCAGGCAUUUUUUAGAUCCAAGAUAUUCUUCUCCAGCAAUGAUUCUCAUCUUUGUAGGAGGUUUAAUUUUUGUUAUUGCUUUCUUCGGUUGCUAUGGAGCAAUUAGAGAGAGUACAUGUAUGGUUCUAACCUUUGCAGUUUCAUUAUCUGUCGUCCUAGUUCUUGAAAUUUCGGCAGCAAUUGCAGCAUAUGCUCUUCGAGGUAGCAUAAAAAGUUUAUUAGCAGAGAACAUUAAUUUACAAAUGCAAUUGUAUAAAACAUCCGAUGACGCAGCAGCUGCUAUUGAUUUUCUGCAAUCACGAUUGCAAUGUUGCGGAAGUUACGAUAAAUCUGAUUGGGAAGAAAUAAAUUUAAUGGACAGUGAAGCCAGUGAUUAUCCGGACUCAUGCUUCUCGUGGAUAUCAAGCAUCUACAAUCCGGGAUUCAAUAAUGUUCUGUAUGAAGAUGGUUGCAUCCAACGUCUUUCAAUGAUUAUCAAUCAGAGCGCAAUUAGUCUCGGCACUGGAGCUUUUGCAAUAGUUCUUAUUCAAUUUACGGGAGUGAUGUUUGCUUGCACUCUAGGACGCGCAAUUAGGAGACAAAAAACAGAAAGAGAGAAACGUCGUUGGGAACUGAGGGAAAAAUUGAUAAACGGUUAUCAGCCUUUGGGAAAAGUUGAUUCUUUUGUUGCUUCUCCAGUUAUUGACUUGCAGGCGGAACCAGUUAAAUAUGCCGAGAGCUAAAUUGCAAUUUAAUACUAAUAUAUUUUUAAAAAUUAUUUUAAAAGUGAUAUAAUUAAAAUAAUGUAAAUAUUAAAAAUUAUUGCAAAUAU